This is a messenger RNA of Cladocopium goreaui, 1233 nucleotides long. NCBI's taxonomy places the organism in Eukaryota, Dinophyceae, Suessiales, Symbiodiniaceae. The record is from the annotation of a GenBank genome assembly.
AUGGCCGUCGCCCCUAAACCAGUGGAGACCCUCUUCGUGUGCCUUAGUCAGCGGACCACCGGCCUCAGGACUGGACUUCCCAUUGAUUGCACCCAGGAGCUUGCGAACAAGACGUUCAGUCAGUAUGGAACAGUGAAGGAAACCACGGUGCUGCCGGUGGCUCCUGGAAAGAAUGCUGCAGCCAGUUUUGUUAUCAUGGAGACCGUUGAGCAGGCACAGUGGAUUGUGGACAAUCUGAACGGAAAUAUCCCCGAAGGCUUGACUUCUCCUGUCACAGUCGUGUUUGCAACUCCUCGCGCCAACAGAUUCGAUGGCGGCAAAGGGAUGAAGGGCAAGGGCAUGCCACUUGGCAUGAUGAACUUCAUGAGCAUGAUGAUGGGAAUGGGCGGCAAGGGAUACGGCCCCAGCCCGUACAAGAACAACUACAAGACCGUCAUGUGCAAGUUCUAUGAGCAGCAGGGCUGGUGCUCCCGCGGAAACAGCUGCACCUUUGCCCAUGGUGUCCACGAAUUGUCCAAGGGCAAGGGCAAAGGUGAUUUGGAAAGCUAUGACUCCCUAACCCCAUUGGAAGAUAGGGGCCACGUGAAGAGAGCUUCGAUGCCGAUUACCUCUGAGGGAGCCGAUCUGGAGAUCGUGCGCAAAGUGCAAGACAUCAUCGAACAGUACGAGGCCGCAGCGGCUCGAUUGCGGCAGCUCAGCAACAAGCCACAGGUGGAUGGCAUCACUGGCUACCACGAAUUCCCCAGCCUCGCGGAGGACUACGAGAGUCGUGCGCAGAAGUAUCGGGAGGUCGCCAAGCUCUUGCGGGAGCCGCUGAAAGCACCUCUGUCUCCGAUGCAGGAGGAUGCCCUGCUCCGGCUCUGCCUGCAACGCAGUUCCGAGCCGGUGGCGGCGGUAACCUCGAGGGCAGCCGAGGGCCUACAGGACGUGCUCGGCCUGCCCCGGAACGCCUCCGAGGAGGAGAUCCGCAAGUAUCUGGAGAUCGUGCGCACGCUGCAUCCGGACAAGAGCCGAAAAAGCGGCAGUGGCAUGGAACGCUUCCACGAGGUGCAAGCAGCCUGGCGGUGCCUGUCGGAUCCCACACGGAGGCUGAUGUACGACCUCCGCACCUUUGGCGAUUCCUCCGCGGCGGGAAAACACGCCGCGGGGACGGCAGAGAUGGGAGAAAUGCUGUUGUCGCGACAGAAGGACGAUGCGGAAGAUGGCAGCUGUGGGAAGCUUGUUGACUUUUGA